UAAAAAAAUAAUAAAAAUGAUCACUGCCAGAUAUAGUACUGAUUAUUUGAAUAAUAAAAAAAGACGCGAUGUCUCUUGUCAUCGCUUUACUCUUGACGAAAAGAAUAAGAACUGGACAGAUGAAAGUAGGGAUGAACAGUUUCGACAUGACAAGGACAAGUUUAUUGAACUUGCUCAAGCUGCGUUAGAAGAAGCCAAGAUGGAAGAAGAGCAAAAAGGUGUAUUUCAAGAAUUACUCGAGACUUUCCUAGCUCGUUCAGGUGCUCCUGUAGUAGCUGAUGUUAUAUUAGAACAGUUUCGAAGCCAGGAUGUGAUUGAACGCUUAGCAGAAGAUCAUUUCGAACAGCAAAGAAGAAGAUCAUGUCUGGAUAAUGAAGCCAUUACACACGCAUUGAAAGACCCAACAAGUGAAGCUAUUCCUAAUGACAUGGUAACAAAUAGCAACAAUAAUUUCGAUACGAUCAUGCUUGUAUCUGAAUAUCUUUGGCGCAUUUUUCGACUCUUAAUCCUGGCUUGUCUUGUGUGCCUAGUUUAUCAUUUUAUUUGUACAGAUCCAAAUCAAUCACUUUUAAAAUUAUAAGAAUACCCCCCUCCCCUCUUCUCCUCUUUCCAUCAUCUUGUGUAAAUACCUUAAUAAAAAAAGAACUUGACAACUUACUAUGCCUUUUAUAGUCAAGAAGAUCCUUGAUUCGUUGUCUAUAGCAUCACUUUAUUUAUAUGCUCUUCUUUCUGAGUUUCAAAUAAAGAAUCGAACCAUAUUUGACCGAGUGGUGGGCUAGUGGUUUGCAUUGAUAAAUGUGUGUGCUUGUCU
This is a messenger RNA of Gilbertella persicaria, 811 nucleotides long. RefSeq lists its product as uncharacterized. NCBI's taxonomy places the organism in Eukaryota, Fungi, Mucoromycota, Mucoromycetes, Mucorales, Choanephoraceae. The record is from RefSeq and is a predicted model, not a curated record. The transcript has a single exon. Bases 17 to 580 code for a protein of 187 amino acids.